Molecule: messenger RNA, 2686 nt
Organism: Pogona vitticeps (central bearded dragon)
Lineage: Eukaryota; Metazoa; Chordata; Lepidosauria; Squamata; Agamidae
Source: RefSeq, a predicted model, not a curated record
UGCCGCCCGAGUGGGAGGGGGCGGGGCAGGCGCUGACAUCCCCUGGCGCUUUUUCUCGUGCGGGCGCGCGCUCCGCCACCCUGCGUGCAGUUACACACACACACCCCCCCAGAGGAGGCUGAGGCGCGCCCUGACCAGGAUGCGUCGCGCCUUGCGCACCUCAGGGUUCCUCUGGCCCAGAGAUGGCCUUCGGCUGCCCAGGAUCACCUGUCUGGCUGACAUCAGAUACCUGAAGGAAUUUCGUACAGAGCAGUGUCCGCUUUUUGUGCAGCACAAGUGUACACAGCACAGGCCCUACACAUGCUUCCAUUGGCACUUUGUCAACCAGCGUCGUCGCCGGUCUAUUCGUCGUCGGGAUGGCACCUUUAACUACAGUCCUGACAUUUAUUGUACCAAAUAUGAUGAGACCACAGGGAUCUGUCCAGAAGGAGAUGAGUGUCCAUUCCUGCAUAGAACUACUGGUGACACAGAGCGAAGAUAUCACCUGCGAUACUACAAAACUGGAAUCUGUAUCCAUGAGACUGACUCUAAAGGAAAUUGCACCAAGAAUGGCCUCCAUUGUGCUUUUGCUCAUGGCCCCCAUGACCUCCGCUCCCCUGUGUAUGAUAUCAGGGAGCUUCAGGCCAUGGAGGCUUUGCAGAAUGGUCAGACCACAUCAGAGGGUGGCAUAGAGGGUCAGUCUGCAGUUGCCGCUAGCCAUGCUAUGAUAGAGAAAAUACUCAGUGAAGAGCCAAGGUGGCAAGACACAACAUAUGUUUUGGGAAACUACAAAACAGAACAGUGUAAGAAGCCCCCGCGUCUUUGUCGCCAGGGUUAUGCCUGCCCUUACUAUCAUAAUAGCAAAGAUAGAAGAAGGAGCCCUAGGAAACACAAAUACAGGUCCUCCCCAUGCCCUAGUGUGAAACAUGGAGAUGAGUGGGGAGAUCCCAGUAAGUGUGACAAUGGAGAUGCAUGUCAAUACUGUCACACCCGCACAGAGCAGCAGUUUCACCCAGAGAUUUACAAAUCAACAAAAUGCAAUGACAUGCAGCAGUCUGGCAGCUGCCCCCGAGGACCCUUCUGUGCCUUUGCACAUGUAGAACAACCUCCACUUAGUGAAGAGUUACAACCAACAUCAACUGUUUCCAGCCCAACGCAAACAGGCCCUGUAAUGUAUAUGCCCUCAGCAGCUGGUGAUUCUGUUCCUGUCAGCCCCUCUAGUCCACAAGCCCCAGACCUUAGCAAUGUAUGGAAUAAACCGGGAACUCUGCCAACUAGCCCCACCUCCACUACAAUUCUCUGUAGGAAUAGCAGUCUUGGAAGCCCAUCUAAUAUAUGUGGGUCCCCUCCUGGUGCAAUUGGAAAACCCCAUAGUUUGGAAAGCAUCGGCUUUCCCACAGAUUCUGUAGCUACAUCCAGCACCUACAAGAAGGCACCUGGGUUUGAACGAGAAGAUGUGGUUGGAGCAGAGUACCUAAAGAGUUUCAAAUGCCAGCAGGCAAAACUAAAAUCUCAUUCCUUGGACCACAGAACUCAAGAACAGCCUUUAUUACAGCCCAAGCAGGAUAUAUUGGGAAUUCUUCCUGCUGGCAGCCCACUGACAUCUAGCAUCUCCUCUAGUAUCACUUCUAGUUUGGCAGCAACACCACCAAGCCCAGCAGGCACCAGCAGUGUCCCAGGCAUGAAUGCCAAUGCCCUUCCAUUCUACCCCACAAGUGAUACAGUGGAAUCUGUAAUAGAGUCUGCCUUGGAUGACCUGGACCUGAACGAAUUCGGAGUGGCUGCCCUGGAGAAGACAUUUGACAGCAGCUCGGUGCCCCACACGAGUGGCAUCAUGAUAGGUGGGAGUUUGCUGCAAAGUUCUGCUCCUGUAAAUAUCCCUGGGUCCCUUGGAAGUUCUGCCUCCUUUCACUCUGCCUCUCCUUCUCCACCGGUCAGCUUAUCAUCGCAUUUCCUCCAUCAGCCCCAGGGACACUUAAGCCAAUCAGAAAACACAUUCCUGGGGACAUCAGCUUCUCAUGGAUCAUUAGGUUUAAAUGGGAUGAACAGCAGCAUAUGGGAGCACUUUGCUUCUGGAAGUUUUUCACCCAGUACCUCGCCUGCAUUUCUGUCAGGUCCAGGUGCUGCUGAGUUGGCCAGGUUGCGGCAGGAAUUAGAUGAAGCUACCAACACGAUAAAACAGUGGGAAGAAUCAUGGAAGCAAGCUAAACAGGCCUGUGAUGCAUGGAAAAAAGAAGCAGAGGAGGCGAAUGAUCGUGCCAGCACGGCAACCUUAGAAUGUGAGCUAGCCCGAGAACAGAGAGAAGCCUUGGAACUGCAAGUGAAGAAACUCCAGGAAGAAAUGGAGAGGAUCCACACUGGCCAGGACCCCCAGUUCCUGCAUUCGCUCUCAGAGUUAGAGAAUCUCUCCCUUUCUACACUCUAUAGCCUGCAAAAACAGCUGCGAGCCAACCUGGAAAGAGUCGAUAAGGUGAGUUUGAGUGAGAGGCUUUGUCCCACAGUGUUCAACCAUUUAUAUCCGAAUUAAGAGCUACCAGUGCAGAAUUGAAAUUCUGAACCCAAAACCAACUAUAAAAGGCUGCCUUCUUUCUUCGUCAGGAAAAGCCUCCCUUCCUUUGAUCCCACUCUCUGCUGAUCCCCAGCUCUUCUUUCAUGGUUCAUUGGAAAGCCCGCGAGCUGUUUAAAGUGUUGCAUGACAUUCAGGAGA